GAGACCAGAAAUAUUUUCAUGCUCACAUAGAACACUAUGAGUCAUUAUUAAAGAAAUUACCUCUGGCCUAGUUAGUUAGUCAGCUUCAGAUGAGAAUGGCCAGGAUGUUACAGCAGAUGGGCGGAGAGCUGAAGAUAUUUCCAUUUGAGUCGUGGAACUCACAAAGACAGAAUCCGUCCGGCAGAGCAACAUGUCACACACUGGAUAUUUUAUAUGGAUUUGCUUUUCUUUAUGGGGUCUAACUCUGGGUGAUGUGAAGAAUCUUCCUCAUGUACUAAAAUACCAAAAAGUGAUUCCAGUGAAACUGAUGGAUUCUCGUUUGGAUGAUGCUGCUACAUACAAGGAACACCCAGACGUGGUCCGAUACUCAGUGGCGAUUGCUGGGGAAAGCUACACUCUCCACCUGGAAAGGAACAAGGAUCUUGUUGGAAAUAACUUCACUGUGACUUAUUAUUCUGAUCAAGGCCACCAAGUGUCAUCUACUCCAGACUUAAAGGGUCACUGCUACUACCACGGACAUGUGGUGGGAGUGGAGGACUCUUCUGCCAGCAUCCAACUCUGCUCAGGAAUCAACGGGGUCGUGACCCUCCAAGACCAGAUGUACCUGAUUGAACCUCUUGCUGGUGAGGAGCAGGAGGAGCAGCAGGAUGACAGAGACAGCUCCGAAGCUCCAGCUGAUCUCCGCCUUCAUGCUGUUUACAACUACAAACACCUGAGGAGGAAGAGGAGCUCCUGUUCCCAUGGAAACACAACCACUUUCUACGACCACGGAGCUCGUCCGUCUGGACUCUUCCAGCUCGGCAGUCUGAAAAGCAGAGCCCAGACCGGCGAUGUUAAAGCAAAACCCCGAACGGUGGAGCUGGUGGUGGUGGUGGACAACACCGAGUUUAAGAAGUUCGGCAGCAGGAAGACGGUGGAGGCCAGGGUGCUUGAAAUAACAAACCAUGUGGACAAGUUGUAUCGAGCUUUGGGGGUUCGUGUGAUGCUGGUUGGACUGGAAAUCUGGUCCCAUAAAGACCAGAUUGAUGUCAAAGCCGACCCUGACCUCACCCUCCUUCACUUCCUCGAGUGGCGGAAGCAGCGCCUGCUGCCGAGGUUCAAACACGACAACGCUCAGUUCAUCACAGGUGUGGAUUUUACCGGCUCCACCGUCGGAUUGGCGAACACCAACGCGAUGUGCACCUCUAACUCCGGAGCGAUCAACGAGGACCAUAACACCAACUCAAUAGGAGUAGCCUCCACCAUCGCUCAUGAGAUGGGUCACAACCUGGGUUUGACCCAUGAUACUGAAGACUGCUUCUGUGGCUCCUUUCCAUCCAAAGAAAGCUGCAUCAUGGCUGAGAGUGUUGGAUUGGUUUAUCCCACACGGUUCAGCAGCUGCAGCCGGCAGCAGCUCAGCUCGUUCUUAGAGGAGAUCAACCCCACCUGUCUGCUGGACUCUCCGUCCACCGAGCGCAUCUACGGGGGCCCCGUGUGUGGAAACGCCUUCUUAGAGCCUGGAGAGGAGUGUGACUGUGGCACUGCGGAGGAGUGCAAGAAUCCCUGCUGCAACGCCACAACCUGCCAGCUGAAAGCAGGAGCUGAGUGUGCAGAAGGAGAGUGCUGCCACAACUGCCAACUGAAACCAACAGGCAGCAUGUGCCGUCCAAAAGCCGGAGACUGCGACCUGACAGAGUUCUGCACCGGCCUCUCUGCAGUCUGUCCUCCUGACGCCUUCGCCCAGAACGGUCUGCCGUGCAACCGUGGAAACGGAUACUGCUACAACGGGCGAUGUCCUUCACGGCAGGAGCACUGCAAGAGGCUCUGGGGACCAGAUGCUGAAGUGGCUCCAGAUGCUUGCUUCUAUCUGUAUGGAGGCUGCAGAAGGACUCAUAUGAGCCAAGGAUGCUCCAGCUGGGAUGAGUACUGCGGAUCACUUUUCUGCUCUGGAGGAAGGGAGUUUCCAGUCACGUCUAAGAAGUCCUUUUAUAAACUAGGAAGUGGAGUCGUUUGCAACACUGCAACCAUGAGCCCUGAGGACAACUUCCCGUCAGAUCUGGGCAUGGUUCCUACUGGCACCAAGUGUGGCAACAACAUGGUCUGUUACAGUCAAAGGUGUGAAAACAUCAGAAGCAUAAAAGCGUUUGGAAGAAGCGACUGCUCCUCCAAAUGUAACAACCACGGGGUUUGCAACCAUGAGAGUAGCUGCCACUGCGAUCCAGGCUGGGCCCCCCCUUUCUGUGACAUGAAGCAGUCGGAGCUGACUGAAGAAACAGGACUUGUGGUUUUUGUUGUGUCUCUGGUGGUCGGACUGCUGAUCCUGCUGGUUCUGCUCAUUGGGAGUCUGAUGUGCUGCAUCAGAAAAGGACCUCCUACUAAAAGGUUCCUUUCAGCGACCUCAGGACAGUCAAACCCGGCGUUUCAGUCGAGCACUCGGCGAGACAGUCCCGGUCUCAGGUCGGCAGACAUCAGCCAGCCAACAUUUUUAGAGUCAUCUGCUCGUCAAGCCUGUAAACCUCUGAGCUGUUCUACCGUCAGACCAAAGAACGGAGAUCUGAGGCCCUGCAGAGCAGCUCCAGAGCCUCCAGAGAAAGCUUCAGAUGCAUCUCGGCCACCAAAGAUUCAUCAGGUCACAAGGACACUAAUGCAGCCACCAGCUGUUUAUAACAAGAAUAAGCCCCUCCCCCCCAGCAGACCGCUGCCACCGCUAGUGUCCAAACCAAAGCUGAAACCUUCGGUUCCUCCAAACAAGCCGAAGCCGUCUGCAGUCCCGCCUGCACCGCCACACACUCAGCUGCUUGGAGGGAGAGUCGUCCUGCUGCCCUCCAGCAGGCCAAGAUGACAGUAGCAAAGACUCACCAUGAUGCAAACUCAGAUCCUCUAACAGAGAACGUUGUUUCUGCUGCACGUUGAAGAAUCAACACGAUCCUCUCACGAGACGUUGGUCUGUUUUUAAGAGCGCACCAAGGGAUCAGUAAAACGUUUUCCAUCCAUAAUUUUCUCUCUGUGUUACGACUGCUUCCUGUUUGUCAGCCUUCAGGAAAACAAAUAGAUCUGCUUCUACUUUGAGAUUAGAUUUGUUUUUAAAUUAAAUGUUUUAUUGUCUUGUUUCAUGUCCUUGUUUACAUGAAUGCACUCAUCCAGGUACAACUUCCUGCUUUAGAGAACUUGAAUAUUCUAGUUGAAGUACUGAAAAUCUGAGUACUGUAAACAAUCUGUCCAGGUAUAUGAAUGUGUUUGGUUUGUGAAAGAUCAUAGCAGCAAAGUUUAUUCAACAUUUAUUUAUAGUUGUAAACAAAUGAUCAGAAACAUGAGUAUUAGGAUUAUUGUGUAGUCAGGGAAUGUACUAUAAUCAGGGUUGAUGUUCAUGAUCAAAAUCUAAAGAAAACUGGUAUGAUGACAAGAAUGAAAGGACUGUUGUUGCUAUCAUGAUAUUAUCUGUUAGCUUCUCUCAGUCUGUGGUACUGCAUUUAAAAAAAUAAUAGAAACUGGUCAAUUAUUAAAAUUGAUCUGUGGGAAAGAAUUUUUUUUGUCUUAUAAAGAUCUUCAGCUGUGCAACUGAAGAACCGAGGAACUCUCAGUAAUUCAUUUUUAGAUUGUAUUUACUAGAUUUUUUUGGAACUUGUUUUCCUCAAUUGUUUUCUGUCAUUUUAUUACUCUGUUGGGUCACUUUUAUAUAUCAAAUUAGUCUUUUUUGUCUUGUGUCAAAUUUUUCUCUCUGUUCUUAGGUAUUUUUUCAUCUUCAGAGACUCUUUUUACACAUUUUUCAUCAUAAGACUGUUUUAUAUGUUUAACAGGUGGCUUUGUGGCCUGUUAAUGGUUGUUUUACACACUAGUAUUAUUUGUUUCUUGAUGUGUUGCAUUAUUUUGUUUUAUUAAUGAUUCUUAUCAUCUUUAAAAAAGUCAUCUUUAUAUAUUUUUUUCUUUCUGGCAGAAUUACUCCCACCGAGAAGUGGGCUCAAUCACUAUUAAAUCAUCUUCGCAGCUUUAACAUUGGUACUUUGUACAUUUUUUAAUGAUUUUUUAUUAUUUUGUUGUUACAGGUACUGCUUGAUACAUAUUAAUUUAAAUUUACAUAUUUUAAUACUUCUUUAGAAAUAAUUAAAUAAUUAGUAAUCAUGUAUCAAGCAGGUAUUUUUUAUUGUUCUGUUUCACUUUUCAAUCAGCUGUUUUUUGUUUUCUAAUUUGUUAGAAAUAAACAGAUUCGUCACAA
This is a messenger RNA of Nothobranchius furzeri (turquoise killifish), 4192 nucleotides long. It is a transcript of the gene adam8a, whose product is annotated as ADAM metallopeptidase domain 8a. NCBI's taxonomy places the organism in Eukaryota, Metazoa, Chordata, Actinopteri, Cyprinodontiformes, Nothobranchiidae. Gene Ontology annotation, molecular function: metalloendopeptidase activity; cell adhesion molecule binding. Gene Ontology annotation, biological process: inflammatory response; positive regulation of cellular extravasation; proteolysis. The record is from RefSeq and is a predicted model, not a curated record.